AUGUAUUCAAUAUGUAUAUUAUUAUUAAUGCUCAUAACAAAAGACUGUUCAAGCCAAGAUGAUGUAGGACCGUAUAGGGGAAAGUUUAUAGGAAAACUGAAUUCAUAUCAUCACCAGGUGUCAGGUGAUGUGUAUGCUGUUGAUGACUGGACGAUAUUACUCGUGGACUUCAAUUACGACGGCACCGGAGAUGACACUUUCUUCUGGGCUGGAGACUCUGGCAGGCCGGGGCCUCUCGGUUUCAUUGUUGCUGACCAACAUGGCAAGACGAACAUCCUGGAGCGCUACAACAAUGAGGAGGUACAGCUGAAGCUGCCGGAUGGCAAGCGAGUGUCUCGCAUUACGUGGUUUGCCGUGUAUGACCUUGCUUCGCAGAACGCCUUCGGAGACGUCUACAUACCUGAGGACUUCGAGGCCCCUGCGCCACAAACACUCACCCCACUUGUGGCUUCGCCUGGGGUUAAAGUGUCUAGCCAGCCCAUUAAGUUCCUGGAUGCCUCUACUUUUGUUAUUCCAGAGUUCCACUACGAUGGCAGCGGUGAAGAGGUGUACUUCUGGACCGGCGUGGGCCCGCAGCCUUCGUCCCGAGGCAUUAAAAUACCAGAUGAGGACGGAUACCUGGAGCCGCUGCGCGCGUACGGCGGCGAGGACGUGCGGCUGACGCUGCCGGGCGGGCGCACGGCGCUGGACGUGCACUGGCUGGCGCUGUGGGACGCGCGCGCGCGCACCGCGCUGGCGGCCGCGCUGCUGCCCGCCGCGCUCAACGUGCCGCCCGCCGCCGCGCGCGCGCUGCCCGCCGCCAGCGCGCUGCCGCGCUGCCGCCAGCUGCACCGCGACUUCCAGGCCUCCUGGGACAUCCACGGCAACCAGAUCACCAUCCAGCUGGCCGCGCUGCUGCGCGCCGACGAGUACAUGGCGUUCGGCAUCUCGGGCUCUUUGAGCGGCUCGCGCAUGCUGGGCGCCGACGUGGCGGUGGCGUGGUUCGACGAGCGCCUGCAGCGCGGCCUGGCCACCGACUACAACAUCACGGCGCUGGCGCCCUGCGUGCAGACGCUGGGCCAGUGGCGCGGCGUGUGUCGCGACGACCGCCUGGGCGGCCUGGACUCGCAUCAGGUGCUGAGCGCUAGCCGAGAUGGGGAGCUCACGAUCGUGCGUUACCGCCGAGGCCUGCAGCCAGCGGAGGAGCUGGACCGCGAGUGGCCCGUCGACCGCUCAGUGUUUGUCGUGUGGGCUAUAGGGGGCCUCGACCACGUCCAGGAGCCCGCCUUCCACCGCCUGUGGCCGGCCAGCGACCUGCAGCUGGUACUCAAACAGAAGGAGGACGAUAGCGACUGCGUCCCCUUCACCACGGGGGCGAGCGCGCGGCCGGCGGGCUGGGAGCGCGCGUCGCUGUCGGACCCCGCGCUGCGCGUGUUCCGCGCCGCGCUCGGGCCGGCCGGCGGCCCGCGCGGGCUGGCGGCGCGCCUGGGCGCCGCGCCGGCGCUGGCGUGGUACGUCAACGGGCAGCUGGCGCCCGACCUCACGCUGCGGCGCGGCCUGGCCUACUCGUUCCUCGUGAGCGGCGGCGACGACCCGCACUCGGCCGAGCUGUACCACCCGCUGGUGCUGACGGCCGAGCGCCACGGCGGCCUGGAGCGCCUGGGCGAGGCGCAGCAGCGGCGCGUGCGCGUGCUGGCGGGCGCGCGGCCGACGCGGCGCGGGCGCCUGCGGCCCGCGGCGGCGGGCGCGCUGUGCCUGGCGCGCCGCGCGCCCGGCGCCGACCCGCGCCGCGACGCCUUCGACUCCUUCCGCGCCUUCAACCGCUCGCUGCGCUGGGCCUGCGCCGGCCGCCCCGCCGUGCUCACCGUCACGCCCAACUCCUCGUGGCCGGACCGCGUCUACUACCACUCCUUCACGCACGCCGACAUGGGCGGGCGCGUGUUCGUGGUGGACCGCCACCGCCGCACCGCCGCGCGCUCCCCCGCGCCGCGCCCCGCGCCCGCCGCCGUCGCCGUCCCGCUCGCACUCGCGCUGGCGCUGCGGCGCGCGCUCUGA
Melitaea cinxia (Glanville fritillary) is the source of this 2034-nucleotide messenger RNA. It is a transcript of the gene knk, whose product is annotated as protein Skeletor, isoforms B/C. Lineage: Eukaryota; Metazoa; Arthropoda; Insecta; Lepidoptera; Nymphalidae. The transcript has 12 exons. The record is from RefSeq and is a predicted model, not a curated record. Bases 1 to 2034 code for a protein of 677 amino acids.